UUGUAAAGUGCGCCAUAUAUUCGCUAUGCCCCUUCAGCCUCCUGACUGCUUUAUGACCUCCAUGUCAGGGUUCAAAGCAGGGGCAUCUUAAAGCAGCCUGCGGGUCGGACUCCUGCUCCUCUUUAGCGGUGUUUCGGGAAUUGAGGAAUGGGAAGUGCAGAAUUCCUGGACAGGAUGUGGAGUCACUGCUGUAAUGUAAGAUACAGCCCCCUGUCUCCAUACUGACACAGAGCUGGCUCGCGGCUGCAGGAGUCCGCAUCUGGAGAAGACUUCUAGCAUCUGGAUUGAACUCGCUGUCUCGAUCUGCUUUUACUAAACACAAGUCUCAUCCGGACUCAGGUGAUAAUGACUCACAUCUGGAUCUUCCUCCCAGCCCUGCUGCUGCUGGUGCAGUCAGCAGCUGACCCUCUUAGUAGCCCCGAGGAAAAUGACAAUGAAGUCCUGAAACACAUAGAGUUGGAGCUCCACAAGAGCCAGGAGACUGAAAACGCCAUAGGAAAUCUUAGUGCAACAAAGAGCAACACACCUACAACUUCAGCAGCACCCUUGACCACCACAGUUUUGAGCCCCAGUCCUGUUCCUGAAUGUCCAGGAAACCAGAUGAAGCCUGAGAACAGCACAGACUGCGACUGUCCAUCUGGCAUGGUGAAGGAUGGAGACCACUGUACGUGCCCUGUUGGCUUCAAUAUGGAGGAAGCUGCAGGCUGUAAAGAUGUCAACGAGUGUGAAGGAGAGGAACCGGGACCAUGUGGUCUCCAUGCCAGCUGCUCUAAUACCCCCGGCUCUUACUUGUGUAGCUGUAUCCGUGGAUACCUGAUGGGUGUUGGAGGGUGCCAGGACGUAGACGAGUGCGCUCUGGCUGCAGUGACUGGCUUGCAGGCCUGUCAGGGGGAUGCAGAGUGCUCAAACACCCCCGGCUCCUUCACAUGUUCCUGUCCUCGUGGAUAUGUGAUGGCACUUAAUGGACGGAGCUGUGUAGAUGUGGAUGAGUGCAGCUUCGAGGAGCAGUGCCGUCAUGAGCUGGGAAACGUGUGUGUGAACACCCCUGGUAGCUUUGUGUGUCAGUGCCAGCCAGGCUUUAAAGCAGAAGCUCCCGCCUGUGUUGGUCCUGUGUGUCCAGGCUACACUGUGUGUCAAGAUGUAGAUGAAUGUGCGGAGAGUCCUUCGUUGUGUGAUGGUCAGGGUGUGUGUGAAAACACGCUUGGGAGCUACAAGUGUGUUUGCCAACUGGGUUACCGGGGAAACGGCACACACUGUGAAGAUGAGAAUGAGUGUGCAUCAGGCGGUCACGGAUGUGACACCAACGCACGUUGUGGUAACAUCAUUGGCUCCUAUUUCUGCCAAUGCUACCAAGGCUUCAAUGGAGAUGGACACUCUUGUUUUGACAUUGAUGAGUGUGCUGUAAACAACGGCCACUGUGAACACAACUGCUCCAAUGAACAGGGAGGGUACAGCUGCCAGUGUUGCUCAGGCUACCAGCUGGACCAGGACAGACACAACUGCACAGAUGUGGAUGAGUGCUUGGCACAGAAUGGAUCCUGUGAGCACAUUUGCAUCAACACUCAGGGAUCGUUCCAGUGCUCCUGCAGGCCGGGAUACCAGCUGCACAUUGAUGGUCACACCUGUGUGGAUAUUGAUGAAUGUAAACUUCAGAAUGGUGGUUGCUCUCACACCUGCAGCAAUUCUCCUGGAGGACACACCUGCCACUGCCCUCCUCCUCUGCUGCUUGACACAGACAACCUCAGCUGCACUAAUUUAACAUCUUGCAAUCUCAGAAAUGGUGGCUGUGAUCAUGUAUGUGCAGUGUGGGCUGAGGGACAGGUCCAGUGUAGCUGUCGAACAGGCUGGAAGUUGGGCGAGGACCAGAGGAGCUGCCUGGAUGUGAACGAGUGUGGAGACUUCACAAAUGGGGGCUGUGAGCAGCUCUGUUUGAACCACCCAGGUGGAUUCAACUGCACCUGCAGGGACGGGUAUCAAGUCCGAACUGAUGACCUCACUAAGUGCCAGCCCGUGUGUGACCCUCCCUGUCAAAACUAUGGAGUGUGUGUGGCGCCUAAUAGCUGUGACUGUCCUCCAGGUUACCCUGGACUGGGCUGCUCAGCCAUCUGCUCCCCACCCUGUGCACAUGGAGGCACCUGUAUGCGCUGGGACGAGUGUCUUUGUCCUCCUGGCUGGGCUGGAGCAGGCUGCCACACAGCGGUGUGUGAGCUGCCCUGUGCUAACAGUGGACGCUGUGUGAGGCCUAACACCUGCCAGUGUCCCUCUGACUACAAUGGCCCACAGUGCCUUUUGCCCCUGUGCACUCCUGCCUGUCAAAAUGGGGGAAGAUGUGUAGAUGUCAACAAAUGCACAUGUGUUGGUGGAUGGCGGGGUGCUCGUUGCCAGAUAGAGCCUGUCCAGUGUCAGAAACCUUGUCAGAACGGUGGAGUUUGUGUGGGCCUCAACAGGUGCCAGUGUGUGAAAGGAUUUACUGGAGGUCUAUGUGAAACAGCAGUGACUAUCCCUUGUGUACCACCCUGCCAACACGGGGCCACCUGCAGUCCUCAUAAUACCUGUACCUGUCCUGAGGGCACUGCAGGCCUGCGCUGUGAGAAACUGACAUGUCCAGUCGUCACCACUGUGGUCAGCAUGGCUCGAGCAGUAAGAAAGGCAUUCAAGGAGAGUUAUGUUGACCGGUGUGGACCCCUUGGAGUUCAGCUUUGCACUAAAUACAGGAUAAACCAGGCACGUGUGUACCUGCAGGCAUACAGAGUCGGUUACAAAAUCCAGUGUCCACAGAGGAAGGGCAGGUGAACUAUGUGCUUUGAAUCAGUGGACAACAUCUGGGCAACAAUUUAGACAAUUAAAGCCUGUCUCUACACAUGUUUCUACCAUCCCAAAACAUUCAAAGCAUGUUGUGACUCCUCUGACAUCCGUUUCACGCUUUAAGCCUCUAUUUGCCUAAAGCAUGCUUUGGACAUAUCCUUAAACAUACCUCCAAAUCAGUUUUAUACACAAUAAAAUGCUUUCAACAUCGUAAUAUCGAUAUUUCUAGCUGAGGAAAUGUUUGGUGUCAUUAUUUGUCAUGUUUGUAUAAGGCAGCUAAAAGGUAUUAAAAGUAAGUUUUUGUCAUUUUACAAAAUGGUGUCACUUGUGAACAUUGUUUAACAGUCAUUGAACUGUUGUCAAGGAUUGUCUUUUAACAAUAUAUGCCAGUUUAAGGCCCUACUCAAAAAUAGGGCGUACUUCAUCGUAUAGUCCCAAUAAAGAUAACGUGUCACAAA
Molecule: messenger RNA, 3263 nt
Organism: Notolabrus celidotus (New Zealand spotty)
Lineage: Eukaryota; Metazoa; Chordata; Actinopteri; Labriformes; Labridae
Product: fibrillin-2
Exons: 23
Coding region: 346-2793 (815 amino acids)
Molecular function (GO): calcium ion binding
Source: RefSeq, a predicted model, not a curated record